Messenger RNA from Styela clava, 1930 nucleotides. RefSeq names its product large subunit GTPase 1 homolog. Gene Ontology annotation, cellular component: cytosol. The record is from RefSeq and is a predicted model, not a curated record. Lineage: Eukaryota; Metazoa; Chordata; Ascidiacea; Stolidobranchia; Styelidae. Gene Ontology annotation, molecular function: GTP binding; GTPase activity. Gene Ontology annotation, biological process: ribosomal subunit export from nucleus.
GCAGUUUAGGAAUAUUUUAAGAAUUGUAACAACUGAUGAAAUAAUUUUAUACUUUCUAGACAUUUAAAAAUUGAAACCUGAAAAUGCCACAAAAAAAGAAAAAUAAUUCAUCAUUGGGAAGAGCUUUAAUGAAAGAGAGAUUUGGAGGAAGACAUAACACAUCUGGAAACAAAGCAUCUUCACAACAUAUGAGAGAAUAUGCUGAAAUUGCAGAUCCUGCUACAUUGAAUUUGAAAUCUGUAACAGAAUUGUCAUCGCUCGAUGAAUUUCUAGAAACAGCGGAGCUAGCAGGAACUGAGUUCACAGCGGAAAGAAUGAACAUUGAAUAUGUUCAACCAGCCAAUUUUGGAGUAAUAUCCAGUAUCGAAAGUCGUUUGAUCGAGGAAACGCAAGAAAAGUAUAAAGAGAAAAUUGUCAUUCCAAAACGACCGAAAUGGACUAGUGAAACAUCCGCUGAAGAACUAAAUGUAGCCGAAAAAGAAUCUUUUUUACAGUGGAGACGAUCUCUUGCAGAAAUUCAGGAGCAGGAACAUAUCACACUGACCCCUUAUGAGAAGAAUUUGGACUUUUGGAGGCAACUCUGGAGAGUCAUUGAACGAAGUAAUCUAGUCGUUCAAAUUGUGGAUGCAAGAGAUCCUUUGCUAUACAGAUGUAAAGAUUUGGAAAACUAUGUGAAGGAUGUUGAUCCAAAUAAGAAAAAUAUGAUUCUUAUAAACAAGGCAGAUCUUCUGAGUCAAAAGCAGCGAGAAGCUUGGGCUGAAUAUUUUGACGAACAAGGAGUAAUUGUGGCAUUCUGGUCUGCCACUCUAGAAGCUGAGAAUACUAUUCAACCUGACUCACUGAGUAUUGAGAAAUAUGAACCUAUCGAUAAAAACAACCCAUCAAUGCUGGAUAAAUAUGAAUUAAUCUCGUUUUUCAAAUCAGAGCUGCAUCAUAUAGAGGGGUGUAGGACUGUUGGGAUGGUAGGUUACCCAAACGUGGGUAAAAGCUCCACUAUCAAUACAAUAUUACAAUCAAAAAAGGUUGCAGUAUCUGCAACACCAGGUCGCACAAAACAUUUUCAGACAUUUUUUAUAGAAAAUGAUUUUAUACUUUGUGACUGCCCAGGUCUUGUUUUUCCGAGCUUUGUAUCAAAUAAAGCUGAAAUGAUCUUAAGUGGUAUUUUAUCUAUUGAUGAAAUGAGAGAUCACGUUGGCCCAAUAAACUUAGUUUGCCAAAGAAUACCAAGACAAGUAUUGGAAGUUACCUACGGUAUCAACAUUGCCAAACCUAUAGAUGGGGAAGAUGAAUCUCGUCCACCUACAUCACAAGAAUUAUUGGACGCAUAUGGACUAAUGAGGGGCUUCAUGACCUCAAGGGGUCAACCUGACAACCCCAGGUCAGCAAGAAUCGUUUUGAAAGACUUUGUGAAGGGUAAGCUAUUAUAUUGUCGCUCUCCUCAAGUUGCUGACCAGGAAAAGUAUUCGUCUUGGAACUAUUCUGUUAUUCAACAUGUCUUGCAAAUGGCAGAAAAUGCACCAGAUGAAAAUGCAAUAGAGGAAAUAUUGGUCACACAAAGAAAAGUGGAAAGAUUACAAAAGCAGGAUCAAAUUCAACCCAAAAAUGAAGUUGAUGAAGCUUUUUUUGAUUCACAGAAUGUGAAGGCAUUUACAAAAGGAACACUGUUGGGUGGUGGCGGUGAUAAAGGUUCAAAAAGUGAAAAUGAUUUUUCUAAACCAUGGAAAAAACACAAUAAUAAGAAUAAGAAAGAAAAAGUAAAAAGGACAAGAAAUCCCUAUUUGUAUUAAUAAUUUUGUUUUCAAUUACAUAAAAUGGUGAUAUUAAUAUUUUCUGAUUGUCGUUUGCUUGGUUCAGUACCAUACAUCCAGUAUUUGGGCAACUUGGUUUAAUUUUGCUCAUGUAGAACAGGAAUUUUCUACAAAUGGGGUCA